AUGCCCUACGUCGAGCAACUGCCGUUGUCCGGCAAGGAUAUCGUGGUGCUGACUAAGUUGCCGAUGAUCUUGAAGCAGUUCUAUAUCUUGAAAAAUAGCGGAAGUACCUUCAGCGUGUAUUUUGAAAAGCCUAUACUUCCGAGCCUUUUGAGGUACAAACGAAAUAAAAUGUGGUACAAACAGCCGUAUGAUCUGCUCAAGUGGUCCAGCUCAUAUUUUCGCACGUUGGCGGACAGCGUGGAGCCGCCGGCUAAGUCACGACUGGAAUAUCUGCCGCCAAGUACCGCCAAGUACCGCCUCCGGUCUGACUCUGGGCUUCCUCAGGGUACUGUUGCGACAUUGGAAGUAGACAUCGCUCUGGGACGUUCCUCAAUUGACGAAGAAGAACAAGAGGAAAGAAAGGCCGCUUUUUUAAAAAAUUUAAAAUUCGCAAAUAACAUUCCAACAUAUUCAUUACUUCUCGUUGCAGAUUACAAUAUAACUCUAUCCUUGGAGGCGAUCGCACGUUGUUGGGAUUGUCUCUGCUUGAAUCGUCGGGACUUUCAGACGAUCACGACGAUCGACCAGUUUCGCCGUAACUGCCAAAUGAAGAGGUUCCUGGCUAUCGCUGUGGGUCUCAUUGCCGGCAACCUCACUGAGACGAUGAUCAUGGUCUGCCAGUUGUUCAACCACGAGCCCGACGGUGGUUCCGCGAUUCCGCUCAGUUUACUCAUACAGAUAUACGAGUACCUGGCGAGAUUGGUGUGUGACGGUAACGAGAAGAGUUCCUGCGACGAGGAGACAAGCACACGCAAAGACAGCUCUAUCCAUCACACAUCCUCUGUGAACAGCCAGGAUACCGACGCGGACGUUAAUCUGGAGUCAAUGUCGAAGGACGAGGUCGACUCGUACUCAAAGAGACUCGUACUCAAAGACUGAUCUAUCGACGGAACCGAUGGAAAGCAGUUCGUUGGACAGGGAAGAGAAACUGGGCGCUUCGAUCGGCAGGGAUCGCGCGGAUAAGAGUACCACGUGUGGCUGGAGUUUGGGGCACGAAGGACGCAAGCAACAGCGACGGGAGUAUUCUCCAGAACCGAGAAUGAUGCGGAACUACGUAUCGCCUGAAUGUGCCCGGUAAGCGAACGGAUAUUUCCCGUCAAAUGUACUCUUGGAGAAAUCCAUCAAUCGUGAGCUUGUAAUAUUGGAUAAGACAAGUUUGGCUUUGGAUUUCCUCGACGGCAGUAUUCUACGAGAGAAAUAUGACACUUAAAAUUACCGAUUCUUCAGAUUUCGAACGUUUAAAUAGUUUUAUUUUCAGUUACUUUCACAUAUCUCUUGAGUCGUCGAUCUUUGAUGGAAAAUCAUACAUUUUUAGAAUCAUGGAUUUAAAAGUUAUAAAUUUAUAUAGUUAUAGAUAAAAUCAUAAUUAGGAUCAGAUCUGAAAAUGGAUGUCAGCAAUCGAAGUGAACUUUUCGAACAUGCAGCCAAUGCAUACAGGCCUGACCGAUUAUUUCAACAAUCUGGCGAAAUCCGACUGAACCUGAAAUUCAAAAUGCAUGUAUAAGAGCGCGUCUGUCAGCCGAACAAGUUGCGAGCGUAGUGGAUGACAGACUGCGCAAGACUACAGGAAGGUAUGGUUGGUCGUCGAAAUCCGAUACACGGAGUGCUCACCUAUGCACCAGCGAGUGACGUCGGAUUCGUGAUGACGAGCAUCGCACGGGUACAUGUGGAGCGCGGCUGCGAUAUGGAAGCGCUGUACAUAACUCGCAGAAGAUCGCGGCUUCGACGGUUUUCCGUUAGAAUCGAACUCUUUAUUAAAAUUUAGUUACAAAGUUGUUGGUUCGCUGUAUAACAAAGGAAUAACAUUUUAUCUAGUUUUAGAAAACAA
Messenger RNA from Harpegnathos saltator (Jerdon's jumping ant), 1867 nucleotides. RefSeq names its product ropporin-1-like protein. The transcript has 6 exons. The record is from RefSeq and is a predicted model, not a curated record. Bases 1 to 918 code for a protein of 305 amino acids. Lineage: Eukaryota; Metazoa; Arthropoda; Insecta; Hymenoptera; Formicidae.